AUGUUCCGAAGCCUCCUUCCCAUACUCCUCGUCGUCGGCGCCGUGUAUGCGCAAACGGCGUCCUAUAGCGGCUGCCAUAGCCACGGAAGCAUCGAGUACUGCUUUGGUCCUGAUGGCGAGGAGACUGCCAUGUCGACGCAGGCUACGGCCACCGCGACGUCCGUGACUGCCAGUACGACCGCAUCUGCGGACUCAUCUGCUAUCACGGGGUGCCACAACCACGGAAAUGAUGUGUAUUGCAUCGAAAGCGACGGGUCCGAGGUCCAAGUGUCUUUGGAGUCGACUCCGACGGGUGAACUGCCGGCACAGUACACGGGGUGUCACUCCCACGGGGGGGAUCGAUUCUGUAUGGAUCCCGACGGCAAUGAUGUCCAGAUCCUUGCGGAAGGCGAGUCCACGUCGGACAGUGAUAGCGGGGACAGCGAGUCUGGGGAGUCUGCGGGUCAGAACUGUCAUUUCCAUGCUGGUGUUGAACACUGUGUCGGAGCUGGCGAGUCUGAACACUCUAGCGAGCCGUCCUGCGGCGUGCAGACCCGUGACUACGAUAUGCCCUUGCGAAUCGGCACGCUGUUCGUUAUUCUCGUCACCAGCGCCCUGGGUGUCUUCCUGCCCAUGCUGCUGGUAAAGCUACCCUCGCAGAAGAUCAACGUGAUGUUUUCGACUGUGAUCAAGCAGUUUGGAACGGGUGUGAUUCUAUCGACGGCGUUUGUCCAUCUCUACACCCACGCCAAUCUCAUGUUCACCAACAACUGCCUCGGCGAGCUCGAGUACGAGGGAACCACCUCGGCGAUCGUCAUGGCAGGAAUCCUCCUCUCCUUCCUCACCGAAUACAUUGGACACCGGAUCCUCCUCGCCCGACACGGCAGACACGGCGCCACUGCAGCACACACACCAGACAGCGAAACCAUAACUGAGAACGGACACAAAACCGACGCCGUUCAACAACCUGGGGCCCACACGCUCGCGCAUCUCGGCCACAGCCACGGCCCGCACGACCCAACCCAACCGAACACUAAACUCUCGGUGCUGGUCAUGGAAGCCGGCGUCAUCUUCCACAGCAUCCUGAUCGGGCUCACGCUCGUCGUGGCCGGUGACUCCUUCUACAAGACACUACUGGUGGUGAUCGUCUUCCACCAGUUCUUCGAGGGCCUGGCGCUAGGCGCGCGCAUCGCCGUUUUGCCCGGCAAGGUCUUCCCAAGCAAAACAAUCAUGGCGACAGUGUUUGCGCUAAUCACGCCCAUCGGGAUGGCGAUUGGCAUGGGGGUGAUUCAUUCGUUUAACGGGAAUGAGCGGAGCACGUUGUUGGCGCUGGGGACUUUGGAUGCGCUGUCGGCGGGGAUUUUGGUCUGGGUAGGACUGGUGGAUAUGUGGGCGAGAGAUUGGGUGAUCGAGGGUGGGGAGUUGUUGAAUGCCCCCGUGGGCCAGGUGCUUACUGGUGGGGUUUCUUUGAUCGCGGGCAUGGUGUUGAUGUCCUUGUUGGGGAAGUGGGCUUGA
This is a messenger RNA of Aspergillus melleus, 1494 nucleotides long. RefSeq names its product putative ZIP Zinc transporter (gene zrfC). Gene Ontology annotation, molecular function: zinc ion transmembrane transporter activity. The coding region runs from base 1 to 1494 and encodes 497 amino acids. The transcript is spliced from 4 exons. Gene Ontology annotation, cellular component: plasma membrane. Gene Ontology annotation, biological process: zinc ion transmembrane transport. The record is from RefSeq and is a predicted model, not a curated record. Lineage: Eukaryota; Fungi; Ascomycota; Eurotiomycetes; Eurotiales; Aspergillaceae.